UUAAUUAUCCUCGCAUCGUCGUCUCUCAGAGAUUCUUCAAUUAUUCUCAAAUGGAAACUCCAUACCCGAAGCUCAUCACUCCCUCGACGACUCGAAUCGGAUGGAUCGGCAUCGGAAUCAUGGGAUCAGCCAUGGUCUCUCACACCCUCGCUGCAGGCUACUCCGUCACCGUCUACGCUCGCGACCUCCGAAAGUCAAAGGAUCUCCAAACCAAAGGCGCUCGCACCGCAAACACCCCGAGAGGGCUGGCUGAGAUGAGCGACGUCGUUUUCACCAUAGUCGGAAACGCUAACGACGUCCGAUCACUCCUCCUCGGUCCCGACGGCGUGCUCCCCGGCCUCAAACCGGGAGGAGUAACCGUGGACAUGACUUCCAGCCAGCCAGAGCUCGCGCGUGAGAUACACGCGGAAGCGAGGAGGAGAUACUGCUGGGCGGUUGACGCGCCGGUGUCUGGUGGCGACGCGGGGGCUCGGGAGGGGACGUUAGCGAUAUUCGCGGGAGGAGAUUCGGAGAUCGUGGAGUUGUUGUGUCCUGUGAUGAAGAAUAUGGGAACGGUUAAGUAUAUGGGAGGAGCGGGGAGUGGGCAGAGCUGCAAGAUCGGGAACCAGAUCUGCGCUGGAAGCAACUUGGUGGGGCUCGCGGAAGGGAUGGUGUUCGCGGAGAAGGCGGGUUUGGAUCCGAAGAAAUGGCUUGACGCGGUGAAGGACGGUGCGGCGGGGUCGGCGGUUAUGAGGCUGUUCGGGGAGAUGAUGGCGGAGAGGGAUUAUAAGGCGACGGCGUUUGCGGAGUAUAUUGUGAAAGAUUUGGGGAUGGCGGCGGAUGAGGAGGAGGGAGUUGGUGACGUGGCGGCGAUGCCUGGGACUGCUUUGAGUAAGCAGUUGUUCUCUGGGAUGGUGGCGAAUGGAGAUGGUAAGUUGGGGAUUCAAGGGGUGGUUUCUGUUAUCAGGAGACUUAACGGUAUGUCCUGAUGAUAGCAGUUGUUCUGUUAUCAUGCGACUUGUCUUCGGUUUGGUGUGUGUGUGUGUAGUGAAGUUGAUCAUAAUAACACAUGUAUCAAAAGUAAGAGAUGGAUCUUUACAUUACUAACAUAACAGAACGAGUUUCUUCCA
Molecule: messenger RNA, 1109 nt
Organism: Brassica oleracea var. oleracea
Lineage: Eukaryota; Viridiplantae; Streptophyta; Magnoliopsida; Brassicales; Brassicaceae
Product: probable 3-hydroxyisobutyrate dehydrogenase-like 2, mitochondrial
Exons: 1
Coding region: 51-968 (305 amino acids)
Molecular function (GO): NAD binding; oxidoreductase activity; NADP binding
Source: RefSeq, a predicted model, not a curated record